Messenger RNA from Rhizophagus irregularis DAOM 181602=DAOM 197198, 1006 nucleotides. RefSeq names its product trifunctional histidinol dehydrogenase. Gene Ontology annotation, molecular function: protein heterodimerization activity; structural constituent of chromatin; DNA binding. Gene Ontology annotation, cellular component: nucleosome. NCBI's taxonomy places the organism in Eukaryota, Fungi, Glomeromycota, Glomeromycetes, Glomerales, Glomeraceae. Gene Ontology annotation, biological process: nucleosome assembly. The record is from RefSeq and is a predicted model, not a curated record.
GCUAGAUUUUUCCUACUAACAUAUAAACAUACUUAAAGCUGGCCAAAACUAAAGUCGAAUGAGGUGCUACGUUACAUAGUUACACAGAUUCAAACUUUCAUCAUUUCCAUUUUUGAAUGUGCAUAUAGAUCACGUGGAUAUACCUUUGGAAUUACGUAGAAUUACGUCCGAACUUACAGUGGCCGGAAGUUGAAAAAUUUUUGUUGAAAAAAAAAUCAAUAGGCCCUAAUAGAGGUAAUACAAUAGUGAUUCAUUCUUGAUCAGCAUUAAUAAAACAUUUUGCGGUUCCGACUUAUCAGACUUGGGAAAAUAUAUUAAAUAUUUUCUUUCUAUAAUCUUCAUACCCACACACUCUUCUGCAAAAAGUUCAAGUUUUGCAAAGUAAAAGCUCCUCUUAACCUCAAAAUUUCUAAGAAGACAAAUAUUAACAAUGACUGGUCGUGGUAAAGGAGGUAAAGGACUUGGAAAAGGAGGCGCUAAGCGCCAUCGUAAAAUCCUUCGUGAUAACAUUCAAGGUAUCACCAAGCCUGCCAUCCGUCGUCUUGCUCGUCGUGGUGGAGUAAAACGUAUCUCGGGUCUCAUCUACGAAGAAACUCGUGGUGUCUUGAAAGUGUUCCUUGAAAACGUAAUUCGAGACGCCGUCACCUAUACUGAACACGCCAAGCGUAAGACCGUCACGUCUCUUGACGUUGUAUAUGCUCUUAAACGACAAGGACGUACUCUCUACGGUUUCGGUGGAUAAAUGUACUCUUUUUCAUCUACCUUGCAAGGAUUUUUAUAUGAUAAAGGCGGAAUUAACUGUUUUUCUUUUACUCAUUGUUUUAUAUGGUCACAUGAAUCAGCAAGAGAAAAUUUUAAAAAAAAUUUUAUGUAUAUAGGGAAAUUUUAUUUCUCCAAAUUCUUGUUUUUUUUCUUUUCAGUACCCUGUUAACAACUUUCACCUAUAGACUAGAGAGAUGUUAAUGGAAUAAAUAAAAUAUAUUUCAAAUCAUUUGCUCUUUUAUAA